Messenger RNA from Dryobates pubescens (Downy woodpecker), 4008 nucleotides. RefSeq names its product HECT domain E3 ubiquitin protein ligase 3 (gene HECTD3). The transcript has 21 exons. Lineage: Eukaryota; Metazoa; Chordata; Aves; Piciformes; Picidae. The record is from RefSeq and is a predicted model, not a curated record. The coding region runs from base 20 to 2557 and encodes 845 amino acids. Gene Ontology annotation, molecular function: ubiquitin-protein transferase activity.
CCAGGGUAGCCGGUGCGCGAUGCGUGCGGGCGGGGAAGCGCCGCACCAGGUGCUGGGCCGCCUGCGGUUCCUGCUGCAGUGCAGCGAGUGCUUCCGCCGCGCCCGGGCGCUGCCCGCCGCGCUCUGCUACGUGCCGCGGGAGGUGCAGUACAAGAUCUGCAAAGACCCCGCCGCCGCCCCCGCCGCCCGCAGCCUGCUCAGCGUGUGGGACAGCCCGGGGCCGGCGCGGGGCGGCAAGCGGGCGGCGCGGACCACCAUCGAGGUGCGGAAAGGCGGCUGCCUCCGUGCCACCGGCGAGGAGUACUGCAACGGUGCCGGGCUCUGGGUUAAGCUCAGCAAGGAGCAGCUGGAGGAGUACCGGAGCGGCUGCGAGCUAGAGGAGGGUUGGGUGCUGGUGUGCAAACACGCCGACGGUGGGGACCGGCUGGUGCCGGUGGAGUCCACGGAGCGGAUCCAGCGGCAGCAGCAGCUUUUUGGGGUGGACUACAAACCCGUCAUCAGAUGGGAGCAGGUGGUGGAUCUGACAUACUCCCUGCGCCUUGGAGCGAAACCCAAGCCCAUGGAGCAGGAUGAGGCUGCAGUAGAGAAGCUUCGGUAUGUGCCCCCAACAUGGACUUAUGAAUGUGAUGAAGACCUAGUGCAUUUCCUGUAUGAUCACAUUGGGAAGGAGGAUGAGAACUUGGGCAGCGUCAAGCAGUAUGUGGACAGCAUCGAUGUCUCGUCUUACACGGAGGACUUCAAUGUGUCAUGCUUGACCGACAGCCAUGCUGACACGUACUGGGAGAGUGAUGGGUCCCAGGGCCAGCACUGGGUGCGGCUCAACAUGAAGAAAGGCACCAUUGUCAAGAAGCUCCUGCUGACAGUGGAUACCACUGAUGAGAACUUCAUGCCCAAGCGAGUUGCUGUGUACGGGGGCGAGGGGGACAAUCUGAAGAAAUUGAAUGAUGUCGGCAUUGAUGAGAGUUACAUUGGGGAUGUCUGCGUCCUUGAGGAUAUGACAACACACCUGCCUGUCAUUGAGAUCCGGAUUGUGGAGUGCAGAGAUGAUGGGAUUGAUGUUCGCCUCCGAGGCAUCAAAAUCAAAUCCUCUCGACAGAGGGACUUGGGGCUGAGUGCUGACAUGUUCCAGCUGCCCAAUCUAGUGCGCUACCCUCGCCUGGAAGGGACAGACCCUGACCUGCUGUACCGACGGGCCGUGCUCAUUCAAAGGUUCAUCAAGCUCCUGGACAGUGUCCUUCAUCACUUGGUGCCUGCCUGGGACCACACUGUUGGCACGUUCAGCAAACUCAAGCAUAUCAAGCAGUUCUUGCUGCUGUCCAAGAGGCGCACAGCUCUCAUUACCCAGUGUCUGAAGGACUCGGAGACCAGCAAGCCCAAUUUCAUGCCGCGGCUCUAUAUUAACCGACGCCUGGCUAUGGAGCACAGAGACAACCCUGCCCUGGACCCCAGCUGCAAGAAUGCUGUCUUCACCCAGGUGUAUGAAGGCUUGAAACCUUCAGACAAGUUUGAAAAGCCUCUAGAUUAUAGGUGGCCGUUGCGUUACGACCAGUGGUGGGAGUGCAAAUUCAUCGCAGAGGGCAUCAUUGACCAAGGUGGCGGCUUCCGGGACAGCCUGGCGGACAUGUCGGAGGAGCUGUGUCCCAGCUCGGCAGACACCCCUGUGCCUCUUCCCUUCUUUGUGCGCACAUCCAACCAGGGCAAUGGCACUGGGGAAGCCAGGGACAUGUACGUACCGAACCCCUCCUGUAAAGACUUUGCAAAGUAUGAGUGGAUUGGGCAGAUCAUGGGAGCAGCUCUGAGGGGCAAGGAGUUUCUGGUCCUGGCUCUUCCUGGCUUCGUAUGGAAGCAAUUAACAGGGGAGGAAGUCAGCUGGAGCAAGGACUUCCCUGCUGUGGACUCUGUGCUGGUGAAGCUCCUGGAUGUGAUGGAAGUCAUGGACAAAGACACCUUUGAGUUUAAAUUUGGGAAUGAGCUGACCUACACAACUGUGCUGAGUGACCAGCGCAUGGUGGAGCUGAUCCCCAACGGCAGCAGCACCGUGGUGCGCUAUGAGGACCGCAGGGAAUUCAUCCGCCUGGUGCAGAAGGCUCGUCUGGAGGAGAGCAAGGAGCAGAUCAUGGCCAUGCAGGCUGGGCUGCUGAAGGUGGUGCCCCAAGCUGUUCUUGACCUCCUCACCUGGCAAGAGCUGGAAAAAAAAGUCUGUGGAGACCCUGAAGUCACAGUUGAUGCCCUCAGGAAGCUCACCCGAUUUGAGGACUUUGAGCCACUGGACACCCGUGUUCAGUACUUCUGGGAAGCGCUCAACAACUUCACCAACGAGGAUCGCAGCCGCUUCCUCAGAUUUGUCACUGGCAGAAGCCGCCUUCCAGCACGGAUCUACAUCUAUCCAGACAAGAUGGGCUCUGAGACGACGGAUGCUUUGCCAGAGUCGUCCACCUGCUCCAGCACCCUCUUCUUGCCCAACUAUGCCACAGCCAAGGUCUGUGAAGAGAAGUUGCGCUACGCUGCCUAUAACUGCGUGGCCAUUGAUACAGACAUGAGUCCGUGGGAGGAGUGAUGUUGCAGCCUGGCCAAGCAGCAUGGACAAUGGUUUGACAAAACCACACAGUGGGACGAGCUCCCUUGUCUCCCAGGAUGUGUAUAUACAAUAAACAUAAAGGUGUGAAGCCUGGCUCCCAGCAGUGGUAACCAGGACCUCUUUGCACAUGGAGAUUUGGGUCUUCAGCAGGGUGGGAGCUAGCUUGAAGUGUAAAUGUGAUUGCAGUAAUGAAACCCUGGCCCAGCCCUCAUGCAUCAGAAAGGUCUGGUGGACUUCUACAGUGCAUUUCUUCUCCACAUGUCCCUGUUGCAGCUCCACAACUCUCACUCCUCUCUGGCUGUGUUCUGCUCCAGAGGUGGGGUAGGGCCACAAAGUUGCAUGACAGGUUACAACACAGGACAGUAAAAUGUGAGCUGCUGCUGAGACCACAGGGAUGCUCAGUGUAUCCUAGCCUUAGUGUUCUGACCACAUUCCCUUGACUUGUUCCUGCUCUUACCUGAGAUCAGUGGAAAUCAGGUUAUUCAUCUAGGUUUAAGAAGAAAUGGAGCAGGAUGGUGGCAGGUGCUGCAAGGGUGCCUCUGGCCAGCAGGUGUCACGACAGACCUGCUCAGCAGGACUGCAGGUGCUGUCAAGAAAGGUCUCCCAUGCUUUUACAUUGCAUCAAGCCCCAGUACCUGUGACCACCAGUGGUUCCCCUGCACUCUUCACACAGCAGUGACUGAUGGGGGAGCUACUUCCUUACAGGAGGUGGGAAUUGUCUGCUUCCCUUCUGCUCUGUAGCUUUCAGUUCUCCAUCCAGCAUGCUGGUGGCCUAGCCUGAACAUUCUCCCAGGCUCUUUGAGCCAGUGUGAUACAUUUCCCUGUUGGUGGCUGAGUCACUUCCUAGGGUGUCUGGUUUAAGCAGGCAUGAGCAAGCUAGAGAAAGGACUUUGAUCUGCUGGUUUAGCAUUGGUUAGGAAUGUUGGUGAAGGAGCCUUCAGCAUCAAGCAGGGAUUUGAAAUGAGACAUUUGGAUGAAAUUGAUCCUGCUUUUUCCAGCCUUGAUCAUUUGCCUCUAGGGAAGAUCAACAGGAGGUUAUAUUUAUUGAGCAGAACUGGAAGUAGCAAGGAAAAUGUUCGUGUCUGCUUGUGCUUUGUCAUCUGGCAGGAGAAUGUUGAUUGGUGAGUGGCUCAGGGUCAGAUGGAUAAAAUUGACUUAGUCUUUGGUGGAAGGAUUUGCUGAUGUCAUCUAUGUCUAAGGGCCAGCUGGGGCUGCUUGGGGUAACCAGCUGGGAAGAAAUGGGCACCUCUGGCUGAGACAUUUCCAGCAGGUGAUCCCUGUCUCCCCUAGCCUUAGUGGCAGCAACUGCGGAUGUCAGAGGGUAACUGAGCUAAUUAUGGAGGUACCCAGAGCAGCUCAGGUUUCUCACUGAGUGAUAAGGUGCUUGGACAGCUCUAUUUUCACUUGUCCAUGCACACAGUCGUAGCCCU